Molecule: messenger RNA, 6960 nt
Organism: Gadus macrocephalus (Pacific cod)
Lineage: Eukaryota; Metazoa; Chordata; Actinopteri; Gadiformes; Gadidae
Product: protein crumbs homolog 2-like
Exons: 14
Coding region: 305-4642 (1445 amino acids)
Biological process (GO): heterophilic cell-cell adhesion; establishment or maintenance of epithelial cell apical/basal polarity
Cellular component (GO): plasma membrane; protein-containing complex
Molecular function (GO): calcium ion binding
Source: RefSeq, a predicted model, not a curated record
GUCCGUUUCCAGUGUUUCUCCUCCUCCUCCUGCUCCGCUUGGGGUUGAUUUACUUCAGCCUGACUUACUCUCCAGGGUAACGGGCACACCCACACUAUUCCACACACACUCUCAACACACACACACACACACACACACCCAAACAGACGUUCAAGUCACGCAGAAACCCACAGGCAGGAGCUCUUUGUGGCACCAGGAGAAGGAGGAGCUGUGUGUUACAGUGGUGAGAGUGCUGUUAGUGAGGAGUGAUGAUGGACAGGGGGACGGCUGGCUGGACUACAGAUCUCUGAGGACCUUGAAGACCAUGGAGUUAAGACGGAAUCGGUCCCAGCGGACCGGUGUGCUGCUGUGGGUGCUGCUGGGUCUGCUGUGCGAGCAGACUGAGCAGCUCUGUGAGUCCACAUCCUGCCAUGAGGACCAGAACUGCGUUGUGCUGCAGAGUGAAGCGGUGAUGUCCAGGCUACAAAAAGACCACCUCUGUCUCUGCCCCUCCACCCCCGACAAGCCCCUUAUCUACAUGGGGGCCGCCUGCGACCAGCUGCUGGAACCCUGCCUUCUGGCUCCCUGCGAAGACUGUGGCGGGACGGCCGGGACCCGGGACUACACCUGUGCCUGCCCCCUGGGUGGGGGGGGUGAGAACUGCAGCACGCUGCAGGAAGUAGCACGCUGCUCCAACGAGACGUGCCAGAACGGCGGUGCCUGCCUGGAGGGCGACGUGGACAGCCCACCUUGCCUCUGUCCCCCGGGGUAUAGUGGAGACUUCUGCCAGGAGAAGGUGGACGAGUGUGUGUCUGUGCCGUGCCGUAACGGGGCCAUCUGUUUGGUUGGCAAGGGGUCGUACAAUUGCUUCUGUGUCCCGGGUUUCCAGGGCUCUCACUGCGAGCUGGACAUCAACGAGUGUGCCUCGGUCCCGUGCAUCAACGGCGGCUCCUGUCUGGACGAGGUGGACCACUACCGCUGUGAGUGCUCUGUGGGAUUCAAAGGGAUGGACUGUGAGGAGGAGGUGGAUGAGUGUGAGGUGCGGCCGUGCCUCAAUGGCGCCACCUGCAGGGACCAUGUGGGCCGCUACUCCUGCGACUGUGUGGCGGGGUUCCAGGGACAUGACUGCCAGGUGAACACGGACGAGUGUGAGAGCGGCCCCUGCCUCAACCAAGGAGCCUGCAUCGACCAGGUCAACAGCUUCCAGUGUGACUGUGUGGGGACCGGCUUCACGGGGAAUCACUGUGAAGACGACAUCCCAGAAUGUGCUUCCAACCCGUGUCAAAAUGGCGCUCACUGUCAGGAGGGCGUCAGGCAGUACAGCUGCCUUUGCUAUCCAGGCUAUGAAGGCGAGCACUGCCAGGUGGAUGUGGAUGAGUGUUCCCUGGAGCCGUGCCACCACGGGGGCGAGUGUUUCCAGCGCUCUCUGUUGGAGAACUACCAGCGCCUGGCCCAGCUGCAGGGGGAGGAGUUCAGCUACGCCCAGGCAGCCGGGUUCAUCUGCCAAUGCAAGCCAGGAUACACCGGAGAGGACUGCUCCGUGGAUGUAGACGAGUGUGUGUCUGCUCCCUGUCAGAACGCCGGCCACUGCAUGGACCUCGUCAACGCUUAUCAGUGUGUGUGUCAAGGAGGCUUCACAGGUGUGCACUGUGAGGUAGACAUCAACGAAUGCGACAGUGUGCCGUGUAAGAACGGGGCCACGUGCCAGGACGGCAUCAACUCCUACAACUGCCGCUGCCCAGAGCCCCCGCCCGGUGGGGACCCCUGGGGCGGCCUCGAAUGUGAGGUCACCCUGGUGGGCUGCCGGCAGCAUGUGUGCCAACACGGUGCCGGCUGUAAGCCCACACUGGGAGAAGAAGGCCGACACGGCUACAUCUGCCUCUGCCCCUUGGGCUGGGCCGGCGACGUCUGCAACACUUCCACCAGCUUCUCCUUCGCCGCGGCGUCCAGCUACGUCCAAAUCCAGCUGCCUUCGGACCACGGCCGCAUCGGACCGCCAGCUGAUCCCGUUGCAAAGAACCAUGUCCAGCUGCUGCAAAUGCAGCUCCGCUUCCGCACCACGUUGCCCAGCAUGGUGCUCCUCUACCGGGGCGACGCCGCCAGCUCCGUCUCCCUGGAGCUGGUGGACGGCCGGCUGCUGGCGGUGGUCCGCUCUGGGGCGGUGCUGCAGGUCAUCCACCCUCUGCUGCUGAACGACGGAGACUGGCACCAGGCCAGCGUGACGGUGGACGGCGGGCUGCAGCUGGUGGUCCAAGGGCCGCUCUGCCCGACAGAGGGAGGGUGCGCCGUGGAGCAGGGAGCCCUGAACGACCUCCUCUUCCUCCAGCCCAGCUCAUUCCAGCAGCUGUACGUUGGAGGAGGGCUGGAGGAGAACAUCCGCCAUACGGCGAGUGGGCAGGGCUUUGUGGGCUGCAUGGACGACCUCCGUGUGGAAGGGAGACGCCUGAUGCCUGAAGACCUGAGCCGGGAGGACAACCACGGCAUGGAGCCGGGCUGCAACAAAAAAGACGUUUGCACCAAGGACGCCUGCAUGGGCAGAGGGAGGUGUGUGGACAUGUGGGUGAGGCCCAGCUGUGACUGCCACCGACCCUACUAUGGAGACCGCUGUGAGGAAGAGUUCUCCUCGGGGACCUUUGGUCGUGAGCAGACAACCAGCCACGCCUCCUUCGUCAUUACGGAGACGCACGGCGACAACUUCACCGUCUCCUUCCUGGUGCGCACCCUCCGGCCGGCUGGGCUGCUGCUGCAGCUGCGGCGCGACGGCCGGCCCUACCUGACGGUGUACCUGAAGGAGGGCGGGGUGGCGCUCUACAGCCCCCACACCACGCUGCUGUCCGAGGCCGGCUUCGUGGCCGACGGCCUCCGGCACCUGGUGAGUCUGGAACUGCGCUACGGUAACGUGGUGUUCCCUCGGGCGGGGAACCACCGCGCCCUGGGUAACGUGAGCCUGCAGGCCGGAGAUGUGGCCCUCGUAGGGGGGCCUCUCGCUGGGGACCAGGACACGGCCACCUCCUGGGGGGGGCACUUCAAGGGCUGCCUGCAGGACAUGCGUCUGGACCACAAGUAUCUGGAGAUGGGCUCUGGUCCCCCUUCAGAUGAGGUGUACCCCAUCGCUGAGGAACAGGACGUAUUGGAGGGAUGUCACAGUGAUGAGACAUGCAAGAGCGAGCCCUGUUUGAACGGAGGGCUGUGUGAAGUGACUUGGAAUGACUUCUUCUGCUCUUGUCCGGAGAACUACUCUGGACGUCUGUGCGAGACACGCCUUUGGUGCGUGGAGAAGCCCUGUCCCAGCGGGGGGCGCUGUGUGAACCUGCCCGACGGCUACGAGUGUCUGAGCGAAGCGUCCUUCCAGGACAACGCGCUGCUCUACAGCGUCAACCACACACUGGCCGACCCCGUCACCAGCGUCACGGUGCUGCUCCGCACGCGGGAGCGGAACGGCGUGGUGCUGCGUGCCAGCGGCCACGCUGAGGUCUUCUGCCUCGGGCUGCUGGACUCCUACUUGCUGGUCAAGCUGCACACCGCGGCCAGCCACCAGCUCCUGGCCUUCACCAGCGAGACCCCCAUCUCAGACGGGGCCUGGCACCACGUCCACCUGGCCAUGGCCGACCCGGGCCAGCCCACCUCCACCUGGAGCCUCAGUGUGGACGGGCGGCGGGAUGGGGACUGGGCAAGCGGCCGGCGUGUGGGCGGGAACCUCAACUUCCUGAACCACAGCGAGGUGUGGCUGGCGGAGAACUUCACGGGCUGCCUGGGAGAGGUGCGGGUCGGGGGGGUGUACCUGCCUCUGCUGGGGGCGCCGGACCCACCGCAGGCUGCCCGCUUCUCAAGGCGGGCGGGAAACCGUGAGCCGGCUGAGGGUUGCCGCGGUGAUCCAGUGUGCGAGUCCCAGCCCUGCCUCCACCAGGGCGUGUGCCAGGACCAGUUCCAACGCUUCAACUGCAGCUGCAGCCCCGGCUGGGAGGGGGAGCUGUGCGGGGAGGAGACCGAUGAGUGCACCUCCACGCCCUGCGUUCAUGGGACCUGCGUGGACCUGCUGGCCAACUACCGCUGCCAGUGCCACCCGGGAUACCUGGGCAAGGACUGCCGGGAGGAAGUAGACAACUGUCUGGAGUUCAGCUGCCAGAACGGAGGCCUCUGCCAGGAACCUACUAGAACCUGCUCCUGUCCUGCAGGGUUCGUGGGCAAACGGUGUCAGUGGCGUUUUCCUCCGGUGGCAUGUGACGCAAACACUGUGUGUCUCCACGGCGGUAUCUGCAUGGGAGGCCUGCUGGGGGGGAACUGCACCUGCAGGCCAGGAUACACUGGGCCCAGGUGUGAGGCGGACCUGGACGAAUGCCAGUCUGACCCAUGUCUGAACGGCGCCACGUGUAUGAACAGACUCAACCACUUCCAGUGUGUGUGUGUGCCAGGCUACAGUGGCAGACUAUGUGAAAGCAAUAAGCUGGAGCUGAGUGAGGGUGUCCCAUGGCUGGUGGUGGCGGUCCCCCUCACCUCCCUGUGCGUGCUGCUGGCUAUCCUGGCCACAUUCUUCCUGGUCCUCACUGCCCGUAAGAAGCGUCAGUCAGAGGGCACGUACAGCCCCAGCUCCCAGGAGGUGGCCGGGGCCCGUCUGGAGAUGGGCAGCGUGCUCAAGGUGCCCCCAGAGGAGAGGCUCAUCUGAGGGCCGGUCUGAGGCUGGUUUCAGGCUAGUCAGGGACUGGUCUGGUCUGGUCUGGUUUGGUCUGGUCUGUUCUUGGUCUGGUCUGGUCUGGUCUUGGUCUACAGCUGAUCUGGUCUGGGGCUGGUCUGGUCUAGUCUUGGUCUGGUCUACAGCUGGUCUGGUCUUGGUCUGGAACUCGUCUUUGUCUGGAACUGGUCUGGCCCUGGUAAGGAGCUGGGCUACCUGAGAGGAGGUUUGGUUGGCUGCAGUUUGAUGGUCGGCCCCCCCGUCUCCCUCCCACUCACUAGUGCUUUUGACCAGACCAGCAACUCCCAAAACUCUGAUGAUAGUGCUGUGUGUGAAUACAUAGAGCUGCUAAGGACAGUUGUGGAUCUUCCUAGUGCCGCCGAGCUAUGAGGUACAAUGGAAGAAAAAUAUUUAUUUUGAAAAAGGACUGACAUAUCCCUCGAUCAAGUCCCUUUACUACAGACAUUGCUUGAUCUUGCUCCUCUGUGGUUCCGUUUAAUUGUGGUCAACAAAGUUACUGGGAAGGUUUUAGAAGGUUAAGACAGAAGUAGGAAGACCCUUAAACUCUGUGAAGUUCUGAGUGGGACGGUGGGAUGGUCCAGCUGAGUUUUGAUGCAUCGAUCCACCAAGGAUGUGCACUAUGUUGGUCAACCACUACACCAACCAUUUUUGGUAAAUCAUCACUGUGUACAUAUAUAGAGAAUGUUGUUCUGUUGAGUUCACAAUGUGGAUAUACUGAGGUAUUUUAAAGACACUGAAUAUUUUUUUACUUGUCAAAAAGUUUAUGUUUUCUUUUUCUGGAAUUCUAUGUGUUAUUUGUAUGGUAUGUAUAUACAAAACUGUUAACUUUGUAGUGAAAGAUAUCCCCAAUGUUCCCAAAGAACGAAGCUGAGAGAGCAGCUCAUUGAAACCUCUAAGUAAAGAUUUAAGGGAAACUAAAUAAGGGAAUCAGACUUUAUUCCUGAAAGUAUUCCAUAAUCAAGUCUAGGCUUAAUAUUUUCUUGCAGUAAUGAAACAAAUGUUGAAGUCAGAAUUGUGAAUGAAUGAGACACCUAUGUGUUUAUUGUGUGCUUGAAAUUCCACGGUAAAUAACACAAAAUGAAUUAUACUUUGACGCGAUUCCAACUUUGACACUGCUGUCUUCCAAAAUAGAUCACAGAUCAGACCUUUUGCUUGGUCUAAUAAUAGUAUAAUUAUUUACUAUAACAAUAACAUUUUAUGUAUACGUAGGUAGCUCCGGAGCUGCUGUACUCACAUGAAGUUACUGCAGUCUCCGCUGUCUCUGCCUUCCUGGUGCUGCUGUCAGACCGCCCAAAACCUGGUGCUGUCAACACUGAACUUAUUCCUGCUUUUAGAGACGGUGUACACUGUUACUUUGAGCUAGUUUAUAUACAAAAGGUGGUUAAAAACGAACUAAAUUUGACGGAGGCAACUGGGUUCUCACUGUUCUUGUUUUGUACCAUAAGAGCCUGUGUGAGAACAGCUAAUGUGUGCCUUUCUGUCUGCCUGGCUGUCACAUAAGGGAACUGAAAUGAUAUAGUGUGUCCAGUGAACCACUGUGAUGAUUGUAUCUUUUAGAAAAUGCAGGAAGAAAUUGUAUCAUUAGUAUCCCUGAGAGCCACGCUUACAGUGGUGUAAUGUAUUAAUUAACACUGGGAUGAGUGAGUCUUUGGUUAUUUAGUAUGCAUAAUUUAUAUAUUUUUACACCUGAAAAGAGUGCACACAAAUUGAGUUUAUAAGUCUUGUAUAAUGUAGGUAUGUUAAGUAGAACAACAAUAAUGUUGCUUAAGCUAGCUUCCCUAAUUGCUGCUCUUCUAGACAGCUAGCCAAUUGUUUCUCUAGCUUGCUAAAACAGCAGUUAGCUAGCUAGCUAGAUGAACUGUUCGUUUGCUGACUAGAGCAACGACUAGAUAGGUAGCUCAAGCUGUUACAUGUCAAUGUAAACAAAGCAAAUGUGUCUUUUUUUAAAGGUUUUCUUGUGAUUUAACUGCUUAUUGCCUCUGAGCGUGUAAAAGUUAUUUUUCAAACUACCCCAAAAUCUAGUUUUUUAUUCUGAUGUCUCGCAAUAUUUUUUAUACCUAAUGCAACUGUUGAUUUUAUGUUCUUAAAAAACGGGUAGCCCUAUCUAGAAUUGGAAGGAAACUCCUGAAAACACUGUUCUGAGAUGUACACGUUUUAAAUGCAACUAGAUAGGAAUACUGAUUGAUAUAUUGAUAAUGAGGACAUAAACCCAAAUGUUAUGGUCUUAAUUAUUGUGUUAAUUUUUUUAUUUCAUGCUCCACUGUAAGAGAAAUAUAUAGGAUUAAGUAUAA